CGAAGCUAACUGAUGACAUUCGGAACAUGUGCGUUCGAAAUAUCAGAUUCAAAGGCUUACCCUUGUGCGACCACUUGUAAUACUCAAAAUCGAGAAAACAUAAACUCGUUGUCAACUACAUAAAAAAAAACCCGCAAAAUACAGGAGUGUUUCGAGUUUUACAUCGGUACUUCAAUUAAGUAUUGAUUCAGACCCUGAGCAUCCUACAUAGUGGCUUUUGAUUUGAACGAUGUAUCGAGCACACCGUGUUUUGCUGAAGCCUGAUAAUCUGGAUUCGAAGAACAAUUUUCAACAAAAAAAGAGCUUAUAGUACACAUGCAUAGUCUCUAGUCUUUUCCAAGGUUAUGGUAACAUCGCUCCGAGCACGGCCGGUGGUCGGCUUUUAACCAUAGUCUACGCUUCGAUUGGUAUUCCAUUACUGCUCACCGUACUUGCAGACCUAGGCAAACUUUUCACGCGGCUGAUGAAGUUGGCGUUCCGAUUUAUUCAACGAUGUGUAGAAACCGAUGAAGUACGAUACAUACGGCAGAAAAGCCAAGCUGCCACCAAAACGCCAAGACAGGUUUAUUUUGGGUGUGUGCGUGUGGUGCGUAUUUUUUUGGCGGCGUCAGCUCGCAUCCCGGGGUUCUAGCCCGGUUUCCAUUCAGCGACGCCUCCGCGCACGCGGCGCUAACCCGCUUAGCGUCAUGAACAACCGGCAUCCGCAUGAGAGCCGAGCAUUUAUCACCUCUGCGCUGGACUUCACCAAUAUGUCGACAAUUCAGCCGCAUUCGCAGAUAUCGCGCAACAUGACGCCGCAGCAAAUUGCUCGCACGAUGACACAACACAUGGCUAGGAAUAUGCACAGUCUGCCAGAUAUGACGCAGGUUGUUCGAAAUCUUACCGGUCAACAGACGUCCAGCGCGGUGGUCAGCUCGAGCUCUGAUCAGCUCAAACAUCCAACCCAGCUUCAUCAUCAGCAGCCAGUUAGUUACCAAAUUCAUCAGACUGCACAGCAGCCAAUAGUCAGCCAACAGGUUCUUCAACAAAUGACUAGUGGUGGUGGCCAUAUUCAGUCUAUUCAACAACAACAACAGCAGCAGCAACAACAUCAGCAGCAACAGCAAAAUCAUGUACAACAACAACAGCAAGCACAGCAGCAACAACAACAAGCUCAACAGAAUAACCAAACACAUCAACAGCAGGAAAGACCAGAGUUGACAACCCUGCAGCCUGCGCGGGCUUCAGACCUCAUCACCCUGCAGCCGGCAAAUGCGCUCAGCGCUCACCAACAACAGCAGCAGGCACAGCAACAACAAGCACAACAACAGCAGCAGCAACAUCAACAGGCUCAAGGACAGACGGCAACUGCUGUACAGCACGCUGUCAAACUUGAACUCGAGAACAGUCACGGAGGAAAUUCCUACACUCGGUUUGACCCGGUAGCAUGCGGUCUUGACUCUAGUUUUCGGUUAUCGAACUUCGCCGAACCCCGGCAGGAAAGCAAGUUGGGUCAAGAGGCGCUUGGCGCACUUAUGCUAAACCUAGACAUGCAAAAUCUCUCAACAUCGUACAUGCAUCUUGGUGUACCUCGAAUCGGAUCCGGGAUGGAAGUAACGAUUUCACCGACGCGUAAUCCUGAUAGCGUACUUGUUCAAUCACUGGCCCGUAACGUUGGUACCAUGGACGACCCAUACGUUAUGGGCAAGGUGGCAUGUACGGCAGUACUGUCGCAUCUGUAUAAGUACGGCAUUGUUGAGGUCGAUACGCUUAGCUUAAUGUUAAACAUAAGCAACAAAAUGACGGAGAAGGAACAAGAAGUUAUAAUCAACUAUAUUACAAAAGGCUUCAAGGAUCAAGCGUAUCUAGCAGGUGUGAACGUUAACGGCUGUCAAGCGACACUCAACCCGUGGAUGACAUGUGGCGGAUUGGCUGCUACUGUUUGUUAUAACGAGGAGAUCCUCGUUCCGGAUAAUGCCGUUGCUGGCGACGUACUUGUGCUUACGAAGCCCCUAGGCAGCAGUGUGGCCACCUCGGUCUACCAGUGGAUGGAGAUACCCGACCGUUGGAAUCGUAUAAAGUAUUACCUAAACGAGGCUGAUGUCCGAAAAGCGUUUGCCCGCGCUAACGAUCUCAUGGUGCGGCUAAACAAAACAGCCGCAAAAUUGAUGAUGAAGUAUGGUGCACACGCUUGCACCGACCUCAGCGAAGUGGGCAUUUUGAAGGCUGCUCAAGAGCUGGCUGCUGUACAGAAAAACGAUGUAGCGUUUGCUAUUCACAACCUACCCGUGAUCGCGAAGCUACCGCUGAUUGCCAAGAAUCUGGCUGCUGAGUUUCCCAUUUCGCAGGGCACAUGCCCCGAGCAAAGUGGAGGGCUGCUGAUUGCGCUGCCGCGGGAAAAAGCCGCCACCUUUUGCAGGGAGAUAGAAAAACAGGAACACUAUCCAGCAUGGAUUAUUGGCAUCGUUGAAAAAGGCCAGCGUACCGCCAAGGUCAUCGACAAGCCACGCCUCAUUGAAGUGCCCCAAAAGGACAACCCCGAUGCUCUUUGGUGAUUUGAUUCAGCCAACCUUAUGCACACACAGGCACCCGAAGCGGAACAGAGAGAAGCCGCUUCAGCGACACGGUUUUUACACACACUGUGACACACACACCCACAUUGUAAACCAAAAAAACCAUGGGUGUGUAUAGAAAUACAUCACCAUAACACACUAUUGCAUCCCUGUAUGUGGCUAGGGUCAUUAACAGCAUCAAAACGAAACACGAGGUUUAGGGAGAACUUGUAAAUGAGGAGGGCCUGUAGGCCCCGUGGCGGCUUGCAUUGAUUAUUGACAGUGCCUUGCUGCAGAAUGCCAACCCUGUCCUGUUUCUCGUAAGGGCUUACGCACUUACUGUUGUUAGCUUCAAAGUCGACUCUAGGACUAUUGAAACUGUUCGAAAAGAUUCAGUUUCCGUUGGAGAAGUUUGUUUCGUUGACAUUCUGUGUGGCACAUUUCUCUGAACAUUAUGGAGCACAACAGGAAACGGCUGCAUCGGCUUUGUAACGGCGACGUCUUGUAUAGCAAUUAGUUUUCCUUAUUCAGUAUGUAUUUUAUGAAAUUUGCCUUUUGCUCGUCCGACGCACCCUUAAUGCGCAUUCGCCAUUCUUGACUUACCAUUCGUAGUAACGCCUUUAUGAUUUGUUUAAUUCAGAAAACCGCAGCAACGUGAGUUAAGCCAAAUAUAUGUACAUUAACUAAAACAAGUUAACGAGGUUUAAAGAACAACCCGAAUGCGCAGCACAAUAAUUUAUAUAUAUCGAAACUCAACCCCCGUUCAUUUUAUUGCUACCUGCUAAACCAAUAUUAAUACCGCUGGAAUUAAUACCCCAUUUCACCUAAAACACAGGACAUCGUAACUAUACAGAGUUUUAUGUGCGUGAAAAGACAUUUAGUGUAAGCAAGGAAAAAUGUUCUAGUUUUCAAAAAUAUUAGUUACGUGCUACAAGUACCCUAAGGUCUAAAUCCUACAAUGAAUCUAGAAUUUUGUAGCGCAUAUUCAUUUAAAAUAUUGAUUUUAGCUGAAAUUUCAAGGUAUUUGAUUUUAGUGCAUUUUUCUGUAUUUUUCCGUGGUUACGAUAUAAUACCUAUUUCGUUGUACUUGAAUUAAGCUAGUAAGUUAUCGUAAAAUAACUACUUUAUCUUUAUAGUGGCAAUAAAUAGCUUGACUGAUCAUAUUAUCAUAUCGUAAAAUAUUUAGUUUAUAUAACACGUGAAUACCUUUAAGAAGUGAAAUGCUCAUUUCAGUGUCAUAUGCUUUUGUAGAAGUGGCACAUAGUCUGUCACUGAGAAGCUGUUUGUAAAAUCUACAAAAGCGUUAUUAGUAGCGUAUAUGAACUAUGAACAACAAUAGAGACUGCAUUGGAUUAGUGAGUAGUCGUUAACGGUUUAUUUUGCGUACGUUACGGCGCAUAAUUCAAAUAUAAAGUUGGCCUGCUUUGAAGUUGAGUGACUCGUAUGUCUUAUAUAAAUGUUUUGAGUUCUACGUCAGAUUUUAGCGUUAAGCAUUAGUUUAAGUGGCGCUAUCACAAAGACCGACUAGUAUGUCUGGUAUGGAAAGCGUUCAAGCAAAAGUAGCUGGAAAAGGUUAUAUCAUGAAUUUUAACGGGAGAGUUAAGUAACUUCUAUAUAAGGUGUGCCCUAGUGAAAGGAUCUACGGCGGAUGAGUUUCUGCUCCAAAUAUAUUUCUUAAUAUUACCGUCUAUUUAUAUGAAAAGAUGAAUAAAUAUAGUCCACCGUAUACAUUGGAUGUAUGCGAAUGGAGAAAAUCGCAGACAAGUGAAAGUCUCUAUACAUCUAUAAAAAACAUAUAAACAUUUCAGACCAUUCGGUAUUGUGGAGAAACAUUAUGUAUCGCGGUCGGUUGGUCUAUUAUCGGCGAGAUGCUGGGUAACGCUAAGAAACUUUGAAAAGA
Molecule: messenger RNA, 4431 nt
Organism: Varroa destructor (honeybee mite)
Lineage: Eukaryota; Metazoa; Arthropoda; Arachnida; Mesostigmata; Varroidae
Product: inactive selenide, water dikinase-like protein
Biological process (GO): L-selenocysteine biosynthetic process
Cellular component (GO): cytoplasm
Molecular function (GO): selenide, water dikinase activity; ATP binding
Source: RefSeq, a predicted model, not a curated record